UUCUGAAAAUAUUAGUAAAGAUUGUAAUGAAUGUUGUGCUGAUGUUGCAUCGACAGAAAAUGCUAUAGACAUUCCUAUAGGUAAUCCUAUUGUUGCGAUACCUGCGGUUCCAGCUAAAAUGGAUCUAAUUUUAUUGAUGGAAAGAGCCAACCAAGAAGAAAAUUUGCCUCUUGGACAAGCACAAUUGAUUGAACGAAUAGUUACUCUUGAACGUCGUAAUAACCGUCUGAGCUUUGAGUGGAUUAAAACACCAUUUUUGUUUCUUAGCCCUGGUGUGUGUAGUAACAGUCUAUGA
Dentiscutata heterogama is the source of this 295-nucleotide messenger RNA. Lineage: Eukaryota; Fungi; Glomeromycota; Glomeromycetes; Diversisporales; Gigasporaceae. The record is from the annotation of a GenBank genome assembly.